Fusarium graminearum PH-1 is the source of this 2601-nucleotide messenger RNA. RefSeq lists its product as uncharacterized. The transcript has 5 exons. The record is from RefSeq and is a predicted model, not a curated record. Lineage: Eukaryota; Fungi; Ascomycota; Sordariomycetes; Hypocreales; Nectriaceae. The coding region runs from base 1 to 2601 and encodes 866 amino acids.
AUGAGGACUAUGGUGCCCAAGGAAAUGAGGGCGAUGGGUUCAAGGCAGUGCGAGGAUAUUUUGAAGGUGAUUGUGACAUCUCACCCCACGUCUUUUGACAUGUUGGAGCUUCCUAAGAUUGGGGGUUCGCCGAAAAAGCCGGUAGUUGAUGAACAUCGAACAACCAUCAAGGAAGCCCCGGGGUGGAUGGCCUUCAAUUUUCCACCAAGCUCAGAAUCUUCGACCAAUCUUCAGAAGGACCCUGACAGAAACUCUCAUGGUGAAUCAGGUCGCAUUCGUCCAAGUCCACUUUGUACGCAAGGUUCGGCAAGAACUGUCACAGCAUGGCUCAGACAAAAGUCUGAGCGCGAUCUCGUCGAAGGCGUCUUAGUCGCUAGGGACUCAAUCGAUGCAACCAAGGAUGGCCAUCCAGACUUGCCUUUAUUCUGGGCAAACUUGGGAACUCUUCUAAUAGAUAGGUACUAUGUAAAGGGUCUCAAACGGGAUCUCGAUGAGGCGAUGGACUGCACACGUGGAGCUCUCAAGGGGAUGGACAAACGUAAUCCGUUACGUGCUACACUCCUGGAUAAACUCGGUGUUACUUUGGGUCACUUGCACUGGAGGGGAGGUCCUGGCCCCAAGGUUCAAGGCUAUCUUGAGGAGGCUAUAUCAAAUUUGGGGACUCAUCUGGGCCACAAAUACCACUUGGCUAAGACAAACAGCGGGCUCCAAGAGUGUAUCAAAUGUCACGUCGCCGCUCUCCGCGCAGAACAGUCGCCAACACUUCGACGGAUCCAGGCAGCUGACGAUGUUCUGCCCUACUGCGCCGAUCUCAAAGACUGGAACCUAGCCUUUAAUGUCGUUACCAGUGCGGUUUCCCUGUUUCCAAAACUCAUAUUCCGGUCACAUCAACAUUCAGACAAAUUACACAUGUUGGGCAAGGUUUCCGGAUUAGCAUCUGAUGCUGCCGCCAUGGCCCUAAAUGCGGGAAAGGGUCUUGACGUAGUCUUGACCAUACUUGAAUGUGGCAGAGGGUUGCUUUCUCAGUCAAUGGAGGAGAUGAGGACUGAUCGCGCGAGCUUAAAAGCUCAGCAUCCGCAGUAUGCAGAGGAACUAGACAGGGUUCGGGGCGCACUCGACUUUCCUCUACAGGCCAACGAUUCCCUGGAAGAUCCUAAGGAAACCUGGGAGGCCGAGUCAAUUCUUCGGAAGAAAGCUGACAAGAUGUUGGACGACUUACUCACCAAAAUCCGCAAGAAGCCUGGCUUUGAAGACUAUCUUCUACCACCCUCAGAAACAGCAAUGAGGGCAGCGGCUCAAAAAGGCCCCAUAGUUGUUAUCAACGUGAGCCAAUACCGAUGCGACGCGAUCAUCGUCAAGCCUGACCGACUUCAUCUAUUACCUCUACCCAAACUUACACUGUCGGCCGUGGAAGACGCUUAUAUGGCUGAACCCAGCCUACCUUCUGCUCAGCCUUCCGGUCCUUUGCCACAAGGGCCUGUAUCCAACAGCAAUUAUGACAUCUGGGAGGCUUUCGUAUCCAAUAUGGGAUGGGAUGGACCUUUGACAAACCCAGCUUCGAGCGGCUUGAGCAGGAAGCCAUCUAAGGCUCUUGGAUCGCCCAAAGUCCUCCGCUGGCUGUGGGAAACCACAGCGAAACCGGUAUUGGACUAUCUCGGCUACAAAGCUAUACCAAAAGACGGUAAAUGGCCUCAUCUAUGGUGGAUACCGACUGGUAGUCUCAGCAGGUUUGCGAUCCAUGCCGCUGGUGACUAUUACCCUGGGACCUCUGAAACGGUUCUUGACAGGACUGUAUCAUCUUACAGCUCCUCUAUAAAAUCCAUCAUCCAAAGCCGAAGAAGGAGGAUUGCAGUACACAAAUCUCCUUAUGCUCUUCUCGUCGCGAUGGAAACCACAAAAGGUUGCAGCUCAGCGCUACCUUUCGCUUCAAAGGAGGUUUCUCUAGUGAGCAAUAUUUGCAGAUCAAUGUCCCUUCGUCCACUGCAGCCUGGACAGCAAAAACGGGACAUCAUCCCUCAUUUACGCGACUGCACUAUCUUCCACUUCGCAGGCCAUGGCCAAAGCGAUGACAAAGAUCCUUUAAACAGCAGGCUGUUGCUCAACGACUCGAGAAGUGAUCCAUUCACAGUUACUUCGCUAUUUAAUACGAAACUGCACGACAAUGCACCAUUCCUCGCAUACCUGUCAGCCUGCGGGACAGGUCGUAUGGACAAUGAUAGGUUCUCAGACGAAGGCAUCCACUUGAUCAGUGCAUGUCAACUCGCGGGAUUCCGACACGUGAUAGGUACAUUGUGGGAAGUUAAUGAUGAGUCUUGUGUCGAGAUGGCAAGGGUACUCUAUGAGAAUCUCAAGCAUCAAGGGAUCACGGACGAAGCUGUUAGCCGUGGGUUACAUGCGGCAGCGCGUCGUCUUCGGGAUGAAUGGUCGAGAAAAUUCACUAAUGGUGGGAGUCGCGGAGGUGUAGCCAGAGGGAAGAAGCAAAGAUCCCCAGAGAUUCGAAGAAACGGCAGGAGAGACAUUAUAGCCUGCGACGAUGAUGAUGAUGAUGAUGAUGGCACGGAGCCGCUCUACUGGAUUCCUUUCGUUCACUUUGGUGUAUAG